Messenger RNA from Octopus sinensis (East Asian common octopus), 3397 nucleotides. Its product is annotated as growth/differentiation factor 10. The coding region runs from base 1260 to 3101 and encodes 613 amino acids. Gene Ontology annotation, cellular component: extracellular region. NCBI's taxonomy places the organism in Eukaryota, Metazoa, Mollusca, Cephalopoda, Octopoda, Octopodidae. The record is from RefSeq and is a predicted model, not a curated record. The transcript has 3 exons. Gene Ontology annotation, molecular function: cytokine activity; growth factor activity. Gene Ontology annotation, biological process: SMAD protein signal transduction; BMP signaling pathway.
UGCUGCUGCUGCUGCCGUCAUCACAUUGGAAACAUUCAAAACGACUUGUCAGUCAACACACAUCAAUCAAACAGCAAACAUCAGCAAUAGUAACAACAACAACAACUGAAGUCAACAACAACAACAACAGCAUCAUCAUCAUCGUCGUCCAACAACAAAAACCCCAAACUACCACGCACUAGCUAACCACCACCACCACCACCACCACCAACAAAACAACAACAACAACAGCGACAGGCUUUAAAAGUUUCUAUCACACCCACCUUUCAACCCCUUUUUUCUUCCUUCCUUCUCUCUAUCUCUCUCUCUCUUACCCUUUUUUUCCUCCUCCCAACCCCACCGCCACUUUCACAGCCGCCAGCUCUGCCACCACCACCACCACCACCAUCAGUCAACGAUCGCCACUUCAUUCAGUUAAGGUCUGUGCUAAAGCAGGUGCGUGCGUGUGUGUCGGACUGCGUUUGCUCGCGUGCGGCUAUAUAUAUAAAUAUACACACACACACACACACACACUCACAUGUAUGUAUAUGUAUGUUCUCCAGGAGCAGCUUCGUUUGCCAUCCUCCACUCCAUCUCUGCAACAAUCCAAGUUCACUGCCGGUCCUAUGGAGCCGUGGAUUCCGUGAAGAGAUUAACUUGUUCUUACUUGUGUAAUGUCUAAUUACACUUAUGAAUCGAUUCAUUCAUACAUAUUCACGCAGAUAUAAGUAAACACGCAGUCGUAUUUAUAUACACAGCUGCAAAUAUACGCAUGCAGAAAAAUAUACGCAUAUAGACCAAUAUAAUAUAUAUAUUACUAAUAUAUAUACACUCACACACACACACAUACACAAAAACAUACUGCGCGCCCUCGGAUUUUUGUUGUUUCUACCAGAAGGACGCGCACAUACUUCAACAAUGAGGACCACGAAAUCGCAGCUGUGGGCCCCUUUCGUCACUUUGGUCUUACUGACCAGCUGGUCGUUAUUAAUUAAAGGUGGACUGUGUCGGAUCCAUCAUCCACAUCAUCACCCUCAUCAGCAGCAUAAACAUAAUCAUAACCAGCAGCAUCAGCACCAUCAGCAUCUUCACGAUGACAACAGCAGCAACGACGACGACGACAUGGAAAGCAUUAACGAUAACAAUAAUAGCGACGAUGACGAUAGCAAUGACAACAACAACAACACAACAACAGCAACAGCAACAACAAUAGCAACGACGUGGAAGAUUUUCCGUCGGAGCGCAACUUUUAUGCUCACCACGCCGACCUUCACACUGCUAUGUUGAAAGAGUCGAUGAAGAUUCUUCUGGGUCCCAGACAUCGCUACAAAGGCCCACCGCUGUCAUCGUUGUCGCUGCCAGUGUCGUCAUCUUCUUCAUCUUCUUCCUCCUCAUCUUCAUCGUCGUCGUCGUCGUCUUCAUCGUCGUUCUCGGUGAAGUAUGACAGGAACAAUCGUUACUUAACGGACUCCCAAGAACUGACGAGGCCUCCUCGCUAUAUGAUGGAGUUGUACGAGCGAUACAGGGAUGGCCUACUUCAAAAGGAAACCUUCGGUAAUACAGUAAGGAGCAUACAUGCCAGUAUAGGUGAAGUCAAUGGAGAUGCCAUGUUCUUCUUCAACCUAUCAGCAAUCAAAAAAUCAGAAAAGGUUCUCCGAGCCGAAGUUCAUUUAUACAAGAGAAAAUCUCGCCCUUGGAUGCCCAACGGAUCAAAAUUACAAAUUCUAUUACAUGAAAUUGGUCCGAACUAUAUUAGCAAGACAGGACGUGUGACUCUGCAUCGUGCCAGCCAUGGAUGGCAAUGGCGAGAUGUUACCAAUUCCGUUCUUAGUUGCCUCGCAACCUCCCGCAAAUAUCCUCAUCUAUUUGCAAUAAACUUUCAAACGAAAAAGUCAGGGGGUAAAACACGUACAGUUGCACUCAAGAAAUUUUCUAUUCAUCACUCUAGGCCCUUUCUUAUUGUUUAUUCUAACGAAACUGAAGUGGUCAAACUUGACCAGCUUGACAAAUUGGCCGAGCGCCUUAAAUUAUUCUUACCGGGUCAGAACCGAGAUAGAAGGCCUGCAAACCGUACUUCAUUGGCAACCAAGUUAGUUCCGUCUACGUCUGGUUCGGAUGACUUUUUACCGCCCUUGGAUAGAAGCAAAAACAGCACUCGACUUGUACAUCAUAUCGCACACGGAAUUGGUCCUAAAAUGAGAAUAGUACUUGACGAAAUCGAUCCCUUUCACUCGGUUGCUAUAGAGAAACUAAACGAAACUACAGAAAAGCGACAUAAAACAAGUGUACCGGUGAAAAAGAUUAAAGACAAGAAAGAGUUUCAACGCCGGAAAUAUGAACAAGAUUUUAUACCAAACCAGGAAAUAGUCACAGCUUCACCGUCGUACGAAAUUAUGGAUAAUACAACGAUGGAACCCGAGUUAGAAAAUACAACCGACAGUGAAACAGAAGAGGUAGAAGCAGCCUCGUUAGCGUUUUCGGAUGAUUCCAGCAUUACGGUGGACGCCAGUCAGACAAACCGAUCGAAACGGUCGGUUUUGACUAAUGAAAUACCCCAAGAACCCGUCGACUACAGAACAGUUACGAAAUAUAAUAUGCUUAAUAUUAAUCCCGGGGUAUUACAGCCACGCCAACGACCGAAGCAGAAGAAGAUGUCUCGUCUCAUUCCUUACCCAAAGGAUUCACAGCAUAAAAAGAAAAGGCGCAAAAGAAAAAGGAUUCGACGAGAAAAAGCCCAACGACGCCGACUUCGCUUUCCGAAGAAUUGGAAAAACACAGACAGAAAGAAUUUCCACAAGGAAGAUAAUUUGUGUAAAAAACACAAAUUGCACGUUAAUCUGGAUGAUAUUGGAUGGAGAGAUUGGAUAAUAAGUCCUCAAUGGUUAAAUGCGCAUUACUGCGCAGGAAAUUGCCCUUUCCCAUUGGCAGAGAAGCUGAGAGCCUCAAACCAUGCCACUAUACAAAGUAUCGUUCACGCUAUCGGAAUAUACCCGCACGUACCAGCGCCGUGUUGUGUCCCGGAUUCUGUGUCAUCUAUCACAUUGCUAUAUCUUGACGAAGAUCAAAAUGUGAUCUUGAAGAACUAUCCUGGCAUGACCGUCUUGUCAUGUGCCUGCCGAUAGCCGGCAUCUUUGAAAAUAACUUCCCUUCACUACAAGCGGCACUUGCUGAUUAAUCUUUGUUAUUUUGAAGUUCUGAAGUACAAAUCCAGAAGAGAACGAACUUACGAACUUAGAGAGCGACGAAUGAACGUUCGCCUGCCGUUAUCAUGUAAAUUGUACCCAUUCUGUACACACUCAGAUAUAUAUGCAUAGGCAUAUAAUAUAUACACACACACACGCACACACACACAUACAUACCAUAUAUAUAUAUGUAUGUGCGUGCGUGUGUGUGAGUGUGGAUGAAUCUCUCUCUCUUU